AUGGUCCGUAAAGUUUCGUUACACAUAAGGAGUAUUGUUCUUGAUCAAGGACUGGAAAGAUGUUGGGGCCGGGUGUACAAAUCUGACUGCAACAGUCUAGUAUCCCUGCUUUCACCAAACGCAAUCAGGGGCAUUAGGGUCAUUGUCAGAAUCGACGCAACUGCGAAAAUGGGACUUGAACAACAAUGUGUAGGGGAAACAUCGUUGCCAUUAGCUUAUGUGGCAAGGGCCACCCUUCUUACGCCUGAGGAGCGGCACAAGCGAACUCUCAAACCUCAGCUCGACUACGGUCUAGCGAGGAGCAUUCCUCAGUCGGACGUUCGGAAAUCUAAAGCUGACUGGAACGUCGCUUCCGACUCUAACUACCUCCUAGUCGUCGACUCCGUCAUCGUCAUCGUAGUAAGUCGUCGAAAGAAUCUGCGUCGUCAACUGCAACAAGAUCGCGAAAGUGGAUGGUCAUUAAGAGCGGAGGAGUUUGAAGAGGCAUUUGAGGAAAAGAACCCGAAAAAAGCCCACACUCUACUAAGACAGCAUAGCGGAAACUGA
Messenger RNA from Necator americanus (New World hookworm), 546 nucleotides. RefSeq lists its product as uncharacterized. The record is from RefSeq and is a predicted model, not a curated record. The transcript has 3 exons. Bases 1 to 546 code for a protein of 181 amino acids. Lineage: Eukaryota; Metazoa; Nematoda; Chromadorea; Rhabditida; Ancylostomatidae.